AUGGCAGAAUACAAACAAAAGCUUUACGAAAUCCAAAGACGUCCUGAAAAUCGUACUUGCUUUGAUUGCCCUGCUCCCAACCCACAGUGGGCGAGUGUUAGUUAUGGUAUCUUCAUAUGCUUGGAUUGCUCAGGCGUACAUCGUUCAUUUGGUGUUCAUAUCAGUUUUGUUCGCUCUAUUAGCAUGGAUAAAUGGUUCGAUGAUCAACUAAAAAAGAUGGAUAUUGGUGGCAAUAAGAAUGCCAGAGAAUUUUUCGAAUCUCAGCCUGAUUACUCUCCCAACAUGGCACCUGCCCAAAAGUACAGUAGUAGAUUUGCUACACUCUAUAGAGACAAGCUGAGCGCAGAAGCUGAAGGUAGAACAUGGACACCUACAUUGGCAUCAACCACACCUAUUGCUGCUCCAACUCCUAAGAGAGCGACUGCAGCCACUCGAUCUCUGGGCGGACAACGUAGUGGCACUUCAUCUGGAAGAAACUCUCCCGCUUACGGCAGCAACACCAACAAUAACAGCAAUGCGGCUGGAUUAGUCACUGACAAGGAGAGAAAUGAGAAUUAUUUUGCGACAUUGGGUCAAGCCAACGAGACUAGAGAUGCUUCUUUACCUCCUAGUCAAGGUGGCAAAUUCACGGGUUUUGGCAAUCCAGCAUUUGAAAAUCAAUCCAACUCGAGAACCUCCACACCAGGUAUUGACGAUAUUAUAAACGAUCCUAUGCAGGCAUUAACAAAGGGAUGGUCGCUCUUGUCAAUGGGUAUGGAAGAAUUGGGUAAAGCCGCUGCUCAAGGCGCUCGUUAUGCAAACGACAACUACGUCAAGCCAGCUCAAUCACAAUGGAACGAUCCCAACUUUAGAAGCAAUGUCACUGGCUAUGUGCAAAACAUCAGUGAGAAGACACGAAGCCUUGUGAAUGAAUCAUUGAACGGUGGUCAGAGAAGCAGUAGCAGUGCUAGUCUGAGAAGCAAUUACAGUUCUUCCAGCCAUACCAACAAUGACAAUACCAACGAUGAUUUCUUCAAUUCCACCAUCUCCUCUUUGCAGCAACAAUCCGCCCCCGCUUCUCGUAGUGCUUCUCCUUCUCAAGCUCCUGCAAGAACGAGAACACCUCUUAGAGAAACAACUGCCAGAAAAGCAGCCACUACCAAGAAAGAUGACAACUCGGAUGAUGAAUGGACAAGUUGGUAA
Mucor velutinosus is the source of this 1182-nucleotide messenger RNA. RefSeq names its product COPII coat GTPase. NCBI's taxonomy places the organism in Eukaryota, Fungi, Mucoromycota, Mucoromycetes, Mucorales, Mucoraceae. The coding region runs from base 1 to 1182 and encodes 393 amino acids. The record is from RefSeq and is a predicted model, not a curated record. The transcript has 5 exons. Gene Ontology annotation, cellular component: Golgi membrane. Gene Ontology annotation, molecular function: GTPase activator activity. Gene Ontology annotation, biological process: regulation of endocytosis; regulation of ARF protein signal transduction.